This is a messenger RNA of Aspergillus calidoustus, 681 nucleotides long. Lineage: Eukaryota; Fungi; Ascomycota; Eurotiomycetes; Eurotiales; Aspergillaceae. The record is from the annotation of a GenBank genome assembly.
AUGGGCUGGUUUUGGUCAAAAUUUUCGUCCGCCCCAAAGGACGAGUCCCACACAACUCAACCUCCGACAGCGACGCCAGAGAACCUCCCAACCCCAGCACAACCACAACCGCAAUCACGAACACUCACUCGCGAAGAGAAAGAAGAAGCCGAGUUUAAGCAACUAUGGACAAGCCUCGAAAAUGACAUUCGCUCCGGCGCACAAGCUGCCAAAGAUUCAUCAACACCCACUCAACCCUCAGAUUCCUCCCUCCAAACCCCUCUCGCAUCAAUAGCCCCCGACUCGCUCUACCCCGACACCAUGUCCUGCCGCUCCGCCUUCGACUACGCCUUCUUCUGCCAAUCGCUAGGCGGCCAAUUCGUGAAUGUCUACCGAUACGGCGAGCUGCGGUCGUGCAGCGAGCACUGGGAGAAUUUCUGGCUGUGCAUGAAGACGCGGACGUUCUCGGAGAAGGAAAAGAGCCGCAUGAUCCGCGACCACUACCGGAAGAAGGCGAUCAAGUAUAAGACGGGACCGAGCAGUGAGGAUGUUUGGGAGGUACGGAUGGAGCCCGUUAGGAAUGCCUUCCAGGGGGAUUUUGCGGCGUUGGAGAGGGAGAUGAAGGCAGAGGAGGAAUCGGAGGAGCGGAAAGCGGCGCGCGCGGCCAUGACGCCGAUGCAGCGGGCGGCGACUUCUAUCUAG